Messenger RNA from Brassica napus (rape), 1168 nucleotides. Its product is annotated as methionine aminopeptidase 2-like. Bases 222 to 677 code for a protein of 151 amino acids. The record is from RefSeq and is a predicted model, not a curated record. Lineage: Eukaryota; Viridiplantae; Streptophyta; Magnoliopsida; Brassicales; Brassicaceae. The transcript has 7 exons.
UAGAAUUGAUGGAGCCUCUAACCCUAAUACGGCUGCAGACAAGAAACGAAGGUUGUCUCUCCGCUUCCUGCGACGAAGUAAGUGAUUCUUCCUGGUUAAAAGAGAUCAACAAACAGUGAACCAGAGUUCCUGUUGCCGGAGGAAAGUUGUGUUGUCCAGAUUCAGGUCCAGAAAGAUUGAUUCAUUGUUAUUGAUUCAUUGUUGAUUGAUUAAUAUAUUGCAUGUUUCUUUUGUUCUUUCAACUGAGACUUCAACGAAGAAGAAGAAAAAUAAGAGCAAAAGCAACAAGAAGACCCAACAGACUGAUCCACCUACAAUCCAUGUCGUUAAGCUUUUUCCAUCUGGAGAGUUUCCUGAAGGUGAAAUCCACCAGUAUAAGGACGAAUUUUAAGACUAUGGAUCUUGAUCUCUGUAGCAAUUUGUGGAGAACAACAUCUGAAGAGAAGAGAGAUUUGGAGCGUUUGGAGAAGCUAAUAUACAACUCUGUACGCCAGACUGCAGAAGUUCAUCGCCAGGUUAGAGAAUAUGUAAGAAGCAUAGCGAAGCCUGGAAUGUUGAUGACUGAUAUAUGCGAGACAUUGGAGGAUACUGUUCGUAAGCUUAUAUCAGAGAAUAGUCAGCUGGGUUGCUGCUCAUUGGAUACCAAACUCCGGAGACAAUACUGUACUUCCAUAUGACGAUGUUAUGAAAGUGGAUUUUGGAACACAUAUUGAUGUGUGAUUAAUGUACUUUCCUCAAACUUACGACCUUCAUGAUGAUUCAUCUAUUCUCUGCACUGAAGAAGAGGUGCAGCUUGGUGUCUGUAAUGGCUGAAGUGGACCGAAUUCUUAGACCACAAGGAACAUUUAUAGUAAGUGAUGACUUGGAAAAGAUAGGAGAAAUUGAGAAGAUGGUGGAAUCACUGAAAUGGAAUGUAAGAAUGACACAUUCCAGAUAUGGUGGAGGAGUGAUCUCUGUUCAGAAGUCAUAGUGGCGUCCUACAGAGAUCGAGACCAUUACAUCGGCGAUAGCAAGUGAAAGAGAAUUGGUUUAAUGUAGUUUUAUGAGAAUGUUUCUUUUAUGUCAUGUUGAUUGUUUACAUUGUAUUAGGCCAAUAUGUGUAUCUUUUUUUGCAUUGACGAAAAUUGUAUACAAGACAUUGUCCCUAUAAUGUAAGCUUUUAUAAGUU